Molecule: messenger RNA, 1284 nt
Organism: Carassius auratus (goldfish)
Lineage: Eukaryota; Metazoa; Chordata; Actinopteri; Cypriniformes; Cyprinidae
Product: mitochondrial import receptor subunit TOM20 homolog
Exons: 5
Coding region: 96-536 (146 amino acids)
Biological process (GO): protein targeting; intracellular protein transport; tRNA import into mitochondrion
Cellular component (GO): mitochondrial outer membrane translocase complex
Molecular function (GO): transmembrane protein transporter activity
Source: RefSeq, a predicted model, not a curated record
GCGUCUGCAGCGAACACUCCCAGAGGGGUCCUUCCUCCGCUGUGUGAGCACGUGUCCUGCAGACGCCGCAGCAGAUCACCGUUAACGGCGCCACGAUGAUGGGCAGCAAACCGAGCACGAUCGCUGCGGGGGUCUGCGGCGCGAUCUUCAUCGGGUACUGUAUCUAUUUCGACAGAAAACGACGCAGCGAUCCGAACUUCAGAACCAGACUGCGUGAACGGAGGAAGAAGCAGAGAGCUGCUCAGAAUAAAUCUGGACUCGCUGAAUUGCCAGAUCUUAAAGAUGCGGCAGCCGUGCAGAAGUUUUUCCUGGAUGAGAUUCAGCUGGGCGAGGAGCUGCUGGCGCAGGGAGACUAUGAGAAGGGUGUUGAUCACCUGACCAAUGCCAUCGCCGUCUGCGGCCAGCCACAGCAGCUCCUUCAGGUGCUCCAGCAGACUCUGCCUCCUCACGUCUUCCAGAUGCUGCUCACCAAACUACCAACCAUCAGUCAGCGGAUAGUAAGUUCUCCGAGUCUGGAGGAAGAUGACGUGGAGUGAAGCGUGGCCUGAUCUUCUGGUGUUUCAUUCCUGUGUUUGUUUGCACACUCAUCCUGAUCUCUGCACUCUGUCUGGUCAUAGUUUGCAGUAUCAUAGUUCAUAUUAAAAGCCAUUCCAAACAUGAUUUCUUAUAACAAUCACAGAUCUUUGAAUACAAACGAAAGCAUCAAAGUAAGAGUUGAAUGUUUUUCUGUUUAUAAGGUCAUCAUGUUACAGACACGAACACAAAGCAGUGCUGAUCUAUCUGCAGUUUAAUCAGAUGUUUUGUGCACGAGUCGUUUUGUGUGUGAAAGUGUUUUGGGUACAUUUAUUAAUUUGUAUGCACUGAACUUUAAAAAUCAGUUAUUCGUUAAAUACUUUAAUCAUGAAUGUCUUGUGGCUCACGUUUCUACAUGUGCUUCUGUUUUACUUGAAUCAUAAUUUUCACGAUUGCAGUGCUCUUCCUCUUGGAGGCAGUACAAACACAGAUUAUUACAAACUAUAAACUUUGCUUGAGAUUUAGUUGUCUGAACUGAAGAAUAUUUUACAUUAUAACUCAUCUAUCUUGGUUUAAUAAGCAAAGACAGUUAACGCUAUUGGUCAGCACAGGCAUUCAUAACCUUUUCAAAUUGUGUUUAUUAUGGCAUACUAGAAAAUAUAACAACAAUCAAUACAUUCAAUAUUAUGUGCAUAUGGUAUGCUAUUGUACUCAGACUACUAAUUAGACCAGAUGUGCGGUAUUAAUAAACCAAAAGAUUUGUUGAUUUGA